UCUUCCGCCCACCGUCGUUAUUCCCCGUUUUCCCCACUCGUCCCUCUCCCUCCUCACCCCCCCUCUCUCACUCUCACUCUCUCUCUCUCUCUCUCCGUUCGUUCUGGCAUCGCGACGGCGACGGAGGAAGGACGGACGUGGUGUGCCGAACGAGGACCAGCGCAGCACAGAGCAGCUGGAACGUCAGAGUGCCCUCCGACUUCGUCGCGUACACAUCCCUCCCUGCGGAGAUCGCGGCGGACCGACGUGUUGCGAAUCGCGUUAUGCGAUCGUAGGCAUACGUGAACGAGAGGGGGUGCGACGCGGGUGUCCGGUACCCAUACGUCUCUUCCAUUUAUCUGCCUAUCGCUCGCCGGUGAAUACUGCAUUUGUGAUACUGUGACUGUCCGAGAAAGCCCGCUCGCUUUCGCAGUCACGAGAGAGGAAAAAAGAGAGAGAGAGAGAGAGAGAGAGAGAAAGGGGAGAGAGAGAAAGCAAAACGGAAAUUGAAAACGGUGCAGCAAUCCAACCGGCGGAUCGGAGGGAGAGAAACUGAACUUCAUUCCACGCGGAAUUGCCGAGCUCGCCUUCGAGUUUCUCUCGAUUACAUCGCUACGGUAUUUCUGUCGGUAUCUCGGGAAUUAUCUCCGAAGAUCCGUCGGCGGAAGCGUCCGGUCUGAUUAUUGAGGAUUUUACUAUCGGGCGUCAGUGAGAGGAUACCUGUCGGGAAAAAAAACCGCUCCCUUCUCAGUGAUCUGUGAAAGAAGCUUCGUCCCGCGCAAUCGUUCGUAGUCACCAACGUCAACGAUUGUCGUCUCGUUCGAUAUAAUCGCUCGAUAGGAAUCCCUGAUAAAGUGACACAGCAUCCUGUACAGUUUUCUCUAAUAACAAACGGAAGAUUUUCAAGCGUACAGUCGUGAAAUUCUCGGUUGAUUUAGGAUGGGCAUCUGGAGGAAGCGACGCACGUAAAGUUUUCGGUAGUGUUGGUGGCGCGUUUUUCCAAAUCGCACGGUGUUCCGAUUUUUCGCUGAAAACCGCGGGCAAAUCGAGGAAAACCGAAGUAAAAGAGUAGUGGAAGAUUGCGAGGGAUCGAGCACGAUGCGCUGAAGAAGAGGCGUCGAUUAUUGCGGGUCAAAAGCAGAGCGGCCUACAAGAGCGCGCUGGACAUUAAGCUAAAUUACUUUGGCAUCGAGAACGAGACUGGCAGAGAGUGUAAUAGUGAUAAGGCGAGUGAGCGAAAAGGAGAGAGAGAGAGAGAGAGAGAGAGAAUAAAUUGGACAAAGCGGAGUCGCGUGACCUGGUCAACUUGGUGAUCACGAGUGCGAUAUCGCUAUGCUGCCGCGAAGAAGUCGCGUUUUGCCGUUUCAAUAAAAAGAAAUCAAACGUAACUCGCGUGCGAGGGGAGAAGCGAAUAAUACUCAAAUCACUCUAAAAUAUUACUCGAGGAGGAGCGAUGCUCGCGGUGAAAGACGCGAAAGUAAAGAGCACCCGCGAAGAUCUCUUUUGAGACGCAUUACAAGCUCGGUGAUAGAACUGAGCAGAUGUAACUGAGCACCCGCACAACGUGGAGUGGCAACGUCUAUACGCGCGCAUAAAUAGAGAGACGUACGAACGGUAGAAAGGUCGGGAGAGAUCUAACGUCCGUGCGCUGCGGGAGAGAAACGGCUUUAUUAAUUGCCCGUCGUAAUUGGGCUUUGUAAGGCUUGCGGUUAAUUAGUUCGGGGUCCAACGUGAACGAUGAAGUGGUGCGUGUUGGUGUUGGUAUUCGCCGGUCUGACUAGGGGCGAUAAUGCCAUCGAUACGAACAACAUCUUCAAUUGCCCGGAACUCAAUGCUCAGGACGAGAUAGACCUCGACAAGAUUAUGGGAAAGUGGUACGUCGUGGAAAUAUUGGAACACAGGGCGGACCCCACGAAGUCAGUGAGCGGUACGCGCAUCGUUGACUCUUGUCCGAUCGUGAGGUUGAAGCCGCUGCUAGAGCACGCUGCGUUGAAACUGUUGUGGAGCGAGGAAUCUGGAAAUGUGGAAUAUACCUUCCGAAUACCAGAUAUUGCCAGAAGAAAGGGCUUCUGGAAAACCAUGACCUCGCAGAAUGGUACCUUGGCGGACAGGCAGAAGUACAUGCAGUUCUACGGCAGCGUGCACGUAAUGAAGGCCGUCGCCUCGGAUAUGGUGUUGACUUUCUGCUCCCGGAAUCCCAACAAUCAGCUUUACUCCCUCCUAUUGUCACGCGAGCACACUCUGCAGAAGAGCGACAAACGAGGCGUUCACAAUCUCCUGGCGCGCCGCGGCCUCAAGAUCGUCAGCAUCCGCGAGACCUGCGUGUACGGCGGCGCCGGAUCCAGACGGAGCGCGCUCGAUCUCGUCGCCUGGACGACCCUCGUCGGCCUCCUCUCAUCGAGCGUUCUCUUCAGAUCCUGGCAGUAGUGAAAUUAGACGGACGAUCGAUCGAUCUCGAGACGCCCAGAAUCGCCCGAGAUCGCGCGUCUCUCAACCGUGUCGCGGACUAAUUAACGCGAUUGUGCUAACACUUUGGAUGCUGCCGUGCGAGUAAUCUCGGAACGUUACACCGGGUUACGGAAAUCCGUCGACUGCGCUCUCGCUGUACACGUGUUACGUUAGCUGCCUAUCUGUAAGAUACCCAUAUAAAUAAUAAUUUUCGCGUCGUGUAACUUUCCGCGUAAUUUGUGUUCCCGCGAAAAAAUUUUAAUUUACGAUACCGAUCCUUCUCUUUCGGCAGAUUUAUAUUACAAUUGCAUUAUAAACUAUUUUAAUUAACAACUAUAUAACGUGCAGAUAAGUUAUUAAAUAAAAGCAAACAGAGUACUCUCUACGCGGUUACGAAGAAAAAAACAUGAAUACAUGUUGAAAAUUAAAUAACUUAAUUAAAUUAAAAUUAGGUCUGAAAUGAAGUAACUAAUGAGCUCCAUUUAUUGCAUUUUUCCUUUUUUUUUACCCAUUUACCGCACUCUCGACGUACAUCGAUCGACACGCGAACUAAUUUUGUGCGAGGGAGUUGCAUCCAAAGGGUUAAAAUUACAUCGCGCGGCGAUGGACGCUCGAUCAUUGACAUCGAAGAUUUCUUCCGCAAUUAACGUAACGUCAUCGUGGAUACUCGAUCAACAUCACGGGAAACGGAAUUGCGAUUCAGAUCCGCGGCGUUCUCUCGGUCUCAGGUAAUCGCGCAGAAAGAACGAACCAACGUCAACGGGAUUUGUGAUUUGGUUUCGAAACGACGACGACGACGACGACGACGAUGACGACGACUUCCAAGGAGAUCGGAUCGCGGGAAAAGCGCGGCGAGAUCACGCGCAGGAGAGGAGCAUCGAUAUCAUCUGUGAUUCCCAUGCGGGGGAGCUUCUUCCGUCUUUCUAUCUCCCCUUGCAGAUUCCAUCCUCCGGAUUCGUCGGCCACUCGAAUAUUUUUCAGCGCUGUCCGUUUGUUCCUUCGUUGAGAAUGAAUUACCCAUUAGGCGAUUUCUCUUCCUGUCUUCCUUCCUCCCUCGUAAACCCUCAUGGACAUCGCGCUCUUCGCCGCUCCGUACGGUUUUUAAUCAAAGGGCCCUUUGUAGCGCAAAAAAGUUCACCGCGAACAAAGCGCGCGUACCACGGGGUUCAUUUUUUUCUCCCCACGAUACUUUCUUGAGUUAUGUAGUCCGCUCGUGUGCUCUCUCUCUCUCUCUCUCUUGCAACCAAUUCACCGAACGAACAUAAUUCUGCAUCGGCGUUUAUUGAGAGGUUCGCUUCGAUACAUCUACUUAAUGUACUCGUUAGUCUAGCGAGUAAAUAAUUAUUUCUACGCUAAUUGCUCUUCGUGCGUAGCGUUGCUUUUCGCGACGCGGACCUAAAGUCUCUACGAAUAGAUCCGUCGCGAAAGGGAAAAAAGGCACUCGCUAAAGUUUCCGCGAAGUUGUUAAGAUCACUUUGCGUCCGUUGCGAAAAUACGCGGUCCUUCUUUUUCCCCCUUAUUCCCCCCCUCCCUUUAAUGGCGCAAAUCUCACCGAAAUCCGUAACAGAGGGAAAGUAAGCAUGACGGAACAUCAGAAUCUCUCGCGCGAGAGCCGCACCGAGGAUUUUCCGCAAAUACUUUUCCGAUAGCUGAGGGUCGCGUACCCGUUUGGCGCACCCUUCGGCUUUCCUUUGACCACGCUGAAGGAUGUUCGAGCGGCACUAACGUUCUCUUUACAUCUCUCUCUUCCCCUUCCUCCCCGGAUGCUUGUCCGUCAGAAAAGUUCCCUCGAAUUGCCUUAUCGCGGGGAACAUCUCGAUGCCCGGAGUCGCGUCCCGCCGAUAAGAGUGCGGAUUACGGGGGAGAGAAAUGGGAAUGCGGAACUAAGAGACGUCUGCAUUCUUGUGUGUCUCCGCGUCAAAUGGAGGGAGAGACAAGGAGGAAGAGGGCGAGAGAAGAAUGAAGGGAGAAGAAUGAGGUAUGCUCUCGACGAUUUCGAGUUCCACUGAUGCAGCAACCUCAUGCAGAUUGCAGAACUAUUUGAACGGCGAUAAUGCCGUUCCGCGGGAGGAAGCCCCCCCUCCCCCUCCGGGACUCGUUUUUGCCUUUUCCAAGGCUUUCCAUAUAUGGGGGGUGCUCUCAAGAACGAAACUAACGAUGACCAUGGUUGAACGACCGUGUGGUCGUUCCAAUCCCGCUAAUGUCUUCAAAAGUGACAGUGAGACGCCGCGGUUUACGACAAAAGUUGCCUAUGUGCCUAUUUCAGUGACAAUUGAUUUACCCAUAUCGUUUAUACUAUUUUUUUAUCUUUUCUUUCACGAAAUCACACAUCUCAUUUUUUCAAUCUCACAUUUAAAUCUUUCUUUAUCAUUUCUUUAUCAAAAAAUGUAGAUACCAUCUUAAAAGAUUAUUUACACUUAUUUUUCUAUUAUCGUAAUCCCGAUGCGCGUAAUAGACUUCUUUUCACAGAAUUGGGUAAGUAUCGUACAGCUCUAAAAGCUCGUGAGAUCUUUUUCAAGCCACCUUGUAUUAUUCAGUUUGGAUCACGUAUAGCUCGCGAGUGCCGUCGUUGCAACGUCGGCGUCAUCCUGUUUCGUUCUGCGCCGCGUAACGAAAUCACCGAAAUCUCCGUAUUCACGCCUAGAAUUUUCAAACGACUACGCAAAUAGGUAAGCCCACAUUUUUCAAGAGACCCGUCGGGUUGGGCAAUUAUUGAUUUAUCGCCCAUGAUUCACCGAAAGCAAACGAAUCCGCACAAAUCGAGUCUUUUACAAAUUUACACCAUUAUCGAAUUAAUACUCCCAUUUACUUGGGAUAGAAGAUAAAAAAAUAUGUAUAAAGAUCAGCAAUAGCUUUGACUGUCGAAUUUUUAUACAUCUCUCAAUGUUUCUCUCAAUGUUUAAAGGAAAUAAAGAGAUACAUCGUUUCGGAAUUUUCAUAUGCGCGUUAUCGAGAAAUCAAUGUCUACGAAUGUCGCUUGAGAUCGGUCCAACGUUACGCGUAUUUACGAUAAGUAUCUGUAAUUUUUGGCUAAAGUUCCGAAAAGAUUGCUGUCGUUUGGCAACGACGUCUCGCUCGAAAGAAUAAAAAGCAGAAUCUCUCAUCGUGACUCCUUGAUCUUCAAGAUGCUAAUUUUUUACUCACGUGAUUUUAAAUAUUAAAUAAAAUUUCAACCAGCGAGUAAAUAGAUAAAUACUUUUUAUUCUCCGUUACGGUUUAAAUAAUUUGAGGUAAAUAAACUUUUCGGAACUUUGCUCGUAAUUUUAAGCAAAAGAGUUCUAACUGUUCAAUUUAAAAUUUUAAAUGAAUUAGUACUACUGGAAGCCGCGUAAAGUCAUCAUCUUUUUUUUGCGGACAAGGUUUAAUCACAAUCGGAAUUUUAUUCUCCGGGUAUAUUUGAUUGUUAAAUCAACAUUUUUGCUUCAAAUGCUUUACAGAAUAAAAUGUCGACGGCGGUUAACCUUCGAGAAAGAUCUGAUUUAUGCGGUUUCCAAUCGCAUCGAUGCAAAUAAUCACGUCGUACAUGAAUGAUUCGUGUCUCUAAAAAAAAAAAAAGAGAGAAAGAAAGAAUCGAACGUCAUUCUGUCGGGCGAAUCGAGACACGAUAGACAGAAAUACAUGUCGUACAUGUUUCCGAAUGUUAGUGAAUGUUAAAUGACAAUAGGUGUCAGCGGUCAAGCUGAUUCCGCGAGGAUGGAUAGGUAUAGCGAAUUGUCGAACGUUUAAAGUCUAAAUUAUCGAACCAAAUAUCGCGUAAGGCAGGAUAUUGAUGUACCGUGACAAUUUCACAUUCAAUCUGCAAUUCUCGAAUGUUUUCUCAACAGUAGAAUUAAGAACGUCACGUUAUCUGAUAAGCUUCGCGAACGUAAUUCCUCUGCCGUUUCCAUUGCGUAUAACACGAAUUUUUAUUGUUAACGUUUAAGUCUUUUCUCAAUUUUCUAAAUUGAUAUGCAAUCAUAGAAUUAUAUAAGCUACGUGUAUAAUAAACCGACUGCGAGUAAUAACUGAAACAGCGUGAAAUAAUUAUUUCGUUUUGAGAUAUAAAAUGCUGCUCGAAAUACAAUAAUUAUAUUUAUUAUUUUGUUAAUUGUUUUAUAUAUAUAACUCUAUAAAGCAGAUUUAUUACUGAUUAUCGGAAUGCCGUUAUUACUAUAUAGAAAGUCUAUUAUAAAAUAUAAUUAAUAAAACAGUAGUUGUUAUAAAAUAAUCAUAUUUAUAUACAUAUAUGCAUAUAAAAUACCAUAAAGAUACGGUACUUUAUGGCGUAAUAAUUAUCGAUCGAUUCAAUAUCAAGAUGCGAAAUGAUUGUGAUUAACGACGUAAUUAAAUUGAUGAAACUGAAAGCCACUAGCUAUGAUUACGUAAAUACAUUCCUUGAAAAGUCUGAUAGGCCUGAUAAGUCAUUUGGAUGAUUGUCAAAAACACCCGAAAAAGGAACUUAAUAAAUGAUAAUUAAGACAAAGAAAUACUAAUCGUGAUAAUUUGUACUCUCUUGAUCUAACAAUGUCGGACGGAUUCGCGGGUGCAUCGACAACGCUGUGACGAAAAUAAGUGACAAUGUAAAACAUAAUCACCGACAGAUCUUUUAAAGGAGCCACGAAUGAUGAAAUGAUCGUUAAUUAAUAUCAACGAUUGCUGUAAAUUAAUAUCGAUAAUAACGGUGUGCUGUGAGGGGAGAGGGAACGGGCGAAUAAACAAUUAAAGCUCACGAUUGAACGUGAUUAAGGCCCGGCCAAGCUCGAUAGCUCGGAAAGGAAGGAUCGGCUUAUCGAUUCUCCCUCAAGUUCCACCUCGUUGUUUCCGUUAACGUAACGUCGUGCCGUUAUGCAGAAUUUACGAGGCCGCGGCGCUAACCACGAGAGAGCUGUGCCAUCAAUUUUUAUCACACUCACUUCCGAAUUAAGCUUAAACACGAUAUUUCUUCUCGAGCAUACGGCGGAUUUAUCGGACGAUUACACGAAAAUCCCAUAACUCGCGUUACGACCCAGCCACGUAUAUUUCUCACAUUCGCGCGCGUCGAUUCGAGGCCGACCUUUCUUUUUUUUUUUCAAUAUCUCGUCAUUCGUUGGAAGAUUAUUACCGGCGCGGUGCCCCCGUCGAUUCUGUGGAUUAUGUCUUUCGUAGCUCGAAGAAACUCGUAUCUCGCAACGGGACGGCAAUUCAACGCCCUUCGGGCUUUCGCCGCGCGAUUGUCCAAGGCAUUCGAUUUUCUUUCUCAUAAUUUUUAACGUUUUUAAUAUUUCUGGAUAAUUUCUACGAUCUUGAAAAUAAAUUCAAGACACUUCUAUCACAUUAUUACCGAAAUAACUGAAAGCGCUUCUUAGCUCAUCGCUCUGCAAUUACGAAUUAAUCGAUAUUAAUGCGAAGGAGACGUGGCAAGAUGAAAACAUAUGAUGAAAUCGUGACGUUGCGAAGAUGUAGUCUGUAUAUAUCUUGACUUCGAGUAAGACAAGGUAUUCGUGAUAUCGAUCGUGAAAACUGCCCACAAUCAUCGCUAAUUCGCGUUCUCGCGAUAAUACUUUAAGCGUAAUGAGGGAUAUAUUAGAGAGUUCGUUAUUGAAUUAUUGUAUACUCGACGCAGCGGUCGCGCGGGAACGCGCGAUGUUAUGUUUAAAAUGCUCUAGAGUCUUUAUUUAUUGUACAAAAAACGCUGGAUAUUAUAGAUAUAUAAAUAUAUAUAUAUAUAUAAGUAUACGUAUAAGUUAUACAUAUACAAUCUAUAGUACCUAAUACGACGUAAUCGUAUGCUUAUUAUUAUGUGUAUAAAUAUGAAACAAUAAAAAACUACUUCGACGUUUCA
This is a messenger RNA of Monomorium pharaonis (pharaoh ant), 8227 nucleotides long. RefSeq lists its product as uncharacterized. Bases 1717 to 2406 code for a protein of 229 amino acids. The transcript is spliced from 3 exons. Lineage: Eukaryota; Metazoa; Arthropoda; Insecta; Hymenoptera; Formicidae. The record is from RefSeq and is a predicted model, not a curated record.